This is a messenger RNA of Notechis scutatus (mainland tiger snake), 414 nucleotides long. The record is from RefSeq and is a predicted model, not a curated record. Lineage: Eukaryota; Metazoa; Chordata; Lepidosauria; Squamata; Elapidae.
CCCGGGCUGGGGCUCCUCCGGCCAUGCCGCGGGGCUGAGCAUGCAGGGAAGGCCGGAGCUGCCCCUUGAGGCUGCUGCGCCCUUUCCCGGGACCCCCCCGAGCCCCCCGCGGGCCUUCCUCGGGGCAUGCCCGACCGGGCGACUAUGUCCCAGCAGCCCUCCAUGAGUUUCCUCCUGGUCCCCAUCCCGGAAUACCCGCUCCUGGAGUGCGCGCCCAACAAAGUCAUCAAGCUGGUGGUGCUGGGGGGCAGCGGCGUGGGGAAGACCGCCCUCAUCGUGAGGUUUCUCACCAAGAGGUUCAUCGGAGACUACGAAGCCAAUACGGGCGCUUUAUACUCCAGGAAAUUCACCAUCGAUGGGGAGCAGAUUUCCUUACAAGUCCAGGACACGCCCUUCGUUUCCCUGGAGGUAUAA